Molecule: messenger RNA, 1764 nt
Organism: Clupea harengus (Atlantic herring)
Lineage: Eukaryota; Metazoa; Chordata; Actinopteri; Clupeiformes; Clupeidae
Source: RefSeq, a predicted model, not a curated record
CCUAAGACCGAAAUAAAAUGAUUGGUUCAAUGUGUUGGCAAUAAUAUUGAGGUAUAUGACUCCAGAUAGAGGGUGGAAACCGUACAUAUUUUAACCAAAUAAUUUAAGCACACAGUUAAAAACAAUUGUUUCAUGACAUGCGUCAGACCAAAAAGGACUCCCGAAAUUAGCUAACGUAAUUGAUGUGACGUGAGGUUUGAAUUGCCAUGGAGAUUCUUACGCGUUACAGCGAUACAUUCCAGUCAAAGUAGAAUGUUCAAUACUUCUAUGUUCGAUUUACAUUCACUUUGAUUUUACACUGCGAUCGUUACUACACGGUGAGUGCUGUACUCCACAAAAAAUUAUAAUUUACAUCAAUUAAUAUAGAUAUUUUGGUUAACCUCAAUUUUUAAACAUUUCAGCAUUCAGAAUACGAUUUAAAAUGAAGUAUUAACAUAGUUUUAACCAUGAACUGCCUCAUUAUGAUAACGUAUACGUUUUCUAUCUCUGCAUGUUAGCCUACAGACUGUAGUCUUUUUAUGUCACCUUGUUUCAAGGAAGAAAAAAAGUGUACGGUAUUGGUGUCAAGGUCAAAAUCAGCUAUUUUUGUAACCAAGGGUGCUUGUACCUUCUAGCUACCAUUUUUACAAAGCUAUGAAUCAUCAAACUGCAUUCAACACCAUCAUCAUUCAUCAUGACAAUAUUGUCAGUCAUGGACCAACCACUGGGAUAUUUCGGGACCCACCUCUGUCUUCAGAGAUGCAGGUUGAGACUGGUCAGUCUCCAGUGUCUCUUCACAGUGGUUUCUUGGAGACCAGUUAUCAAGACCUUCAGACUGGAUCUGAGGUUGACUUGGUUCAUCCAGGUUUGGUGGAAGCCAGGCCUCAUUCCUUUAAUGAAUCAGGCACUAGUAAGCCAGAAGUCAGCCUGGACCAGUCCAGGGAUCAAUUCAUUCAGGGAAUGACAAAGUCCAAAGACUCUUCCCCCACGGACACUGAAUCCAUUGUUGCCGUCCAAAACCUUAUGAAUGACGACUUUUCCAGCAACCACACUGGUUCCAUUAAGAGGCUUGCUGUAGUGCAGCAUUUCCUCACAACUUGUCAGCGGUUGAGGGACCUCUGUAAUGGAUGCUCAGGUUUCAGAGUGUCAUUCUUUGGCCGUCAACCUGAGUUGUCCUCUGCCAGGGUCGCAGUUUCCAGUGGUGUUCAAAGUUGUGGCAACAUCAAGGAUACAGGCACCUCAGGGUGUGCUGAUCUGACCACAGCCAUUGAUGCCAUGGAGACUGUAAUGGGAAGGAUGGUCCUGAAUUUAGAUGAUGCUGCCGCUAUAAGGAUGAAGAUGGAGCAACUUCUGUCCAGUGGAACUUUGAGGCCACUGACAGACAUGCUGGUGAAUCGCCUUCGACACAUCAUUCCAGAGUAUGACUGCCCUCAAGAGAAGUUUGUGUAUGCCAUAGUGGAGAGGUCUUUGAAGACUUUCCUUGGCCAACUGCUGGAUGGCGUUGUUGCAGAGUUAAAUGGUGCUCCUGAGGAGGGCACUCCCUCUUCAUCAACAUCCAUUUCUAAUACUGAGAUCCACAGUGGAGACUUAAGUCUUUUGACCACCGCGAUGACACAGUAUAUCAUGAACAAUGUGUCUGGCCGGCCAAGGGACUGCUCAGGCGACAUCCACCCACCAGGGACUUUUCAUCCAGGAUCAGUGGAACAAGUGAUCAAGAUUCUGUGGAGAACUGCAAAGUCACUGCCUGCACAGAGUGCCCUGAGGGAAAGGAUUACUUUUCCCUAG